This is a messenger RNA of Cotesia congregata, 1371 nucleotides long. Lineage: Eukaryota; Metazoa; Arthropoda; Insecta; Hymenoptera; Braconidae. The record is from the annotation of a GenBank genome assembly.
AUGUCGGAACAUCACCGCGUCGCCGCGGGAGCGGCUGGUGGCUGGGGUACGUCGAGCCCUGGGAAUCGUGAGGACAAUGGUGGUACUGGAAAUGCUGGUGGUGGAGCAAAUAAUUGGUGGCCAGGGAUAAAUGCCGAGCAGCAGCAACAAUUGCAACAACAGGCUGCCGCUGUGGUACAGCAACAGACAUUACACCAGCACUUGAUGAACCAGCAGGCUGCCGCUGCUGCUGCACAACAGUUGAAUCAGCAUCAUCAGGAUAUCGUAAGGAGCACCGCUGCUGGAACUCAGCACUUGUUUUCAUAUAAAACAAUGGCUGCUAGUUUCCAAAAUCCAGCUACUGGCGGACAAUCAAACAGUACGGUAUCGACAACAUCAUCAAAUAGUGGUGGUGCUAGUGGUAAUCCUAAUAAUUCUAGUGGUGGUGCUAAUUGUAUGAGAGGAUACGAUUAUCGUAUGACUGGACAAACUGGUGGUGCUGGUAGCAAUACAUCCGCUGGUGGUGCUAAUACUAAUAAUAGUAAUAAUCAAGGUAAUACUCCUACUGGUAAUACCAAUACACAAACAAACCCACCAGCUGGUAGUGUACAAUGGUGGUAUUCCAGUGGUGCUGUUAUGGACGCUAAUAAUGUUCAACAACAGAUGCAAGGACAGCAUAUAUCUUCAAAUCAAAUUCCCGCGCAUCAAAUACAGCAGCUGCCAGGUCAAAAUAAUUUACAACAAAAUAACGCGCAAAUAACUAAAAUGCCGCGUGGAAAAACGGAUUCUAAACCCAGGGGGCGAAUGACUGCUUAUGCAUUUUUUGUUCAAACAUGCCGUCAGGAGCACAAGAAAAAACAUCCUGAAGAAACUAUUGUUUUCCAAGAGUUUUCGAAAAAAUGCGCCGAUAGGUGGAAGAUAAUGUCUGACAAAGAAAAGAAACGUUUCCAAGAAAUGGCUGAAAAAGAUAAAAAGAGAUACGACGCGGAAAUGCAAAACUACACACCACCCAAAGGUGAAAACAUUAAGGGAAGAGGAAAGAAACGCAAGCACCUUAAAGAUCCUAACGCACCCAAAAGAUCAUUGUCUGCAUUCUUUUGGUUCUGCCACGAUGAACGUGGAAAUGUAAAAAUGCGCAAUCCAGAGUACGGUGUUGGUGAUAUCGCUAAGGAAUUGGGUAAAAAGUGGUCUGACGCAGAUCCUGAAACCAAAUCUAAGUACGAAGCUAUGGCCGAGAAAGACAAAGCUCGAUACGAAAGGGAAAUGACUGCGUACAAAAAGAAAAUGAAGGAUGGUCCUGAUGUUAUGAUGGGGGCACCUGCAAAUGCGAUGAUUAAACACGAGAGUGAGGAGGACAUGGAAGAGGAUGAUGCCGAGGAUGAUGAUGAAUAG